AUGGGCUGUUCGGAGACGAAGAGCGUAUCAACAAUUGAACAAGUUUCUUCUAUGGAAAAUUCACGUGAACUACGUCCUAUCGAAAAUCAUAUUCUCAUUUGCCUUGUCAAUGCAUCAACGUCAGCAAUGAUCAAGAAUAUCGCCAAGAACUUACGUCAGAUUAUCUGCACCAUAAAAAUCUUUUCCGACGCGAAUAAAUGUAUGAAAUUUAUCGAAAGUAUAACAGAAGAAAAAAUAUUUCUGAUCAUCACACCGGAAAUGGAUCCAGCCAUUCGAAGUGUUUAUUAUCUAUCGCAGUUGGAGAGGAUCUAUGCUUUCUACGGAUCGCCGUCGCAUAUGAUAGGUACUGAUGAUGAGAAUAUACAAAAGAAGAACUUCUCAAAUAUCGAUAAACUCUGCGAACAACUUGAACGAGAUGUGAAACUUUGUUCACUGGAUCUUUUGAACAUUAUUGUUGUUCCAGCCGAAGCACAACAGAUUAGUCCAGAUUCAACUUCUCGAAAACAAGUGGCUAUGUUUUUAUGUACCCAAUUGGUCAAACAAAUCGCAGUUCGCAUUAAGUUCGAAAAUAAUCAUAAAAGCGUGUUUGUCGAUUUCUGUCGUACCCAUUAUGAGCAAAUGAACGAGCAGAUGAAUGAUAUCGAUGAUUUCGAUAAGAAUUACCGGCCAAAAAGUGUCCUCUUAUGGAUGACAAAGCCAAGUUUUGUUUCCCGCAUGCUUCACCGCGUUUUACGUACCUACGAAAUAGAUGUUAUCUACAAAAUGGGAUUUAUAAUCAAACAUAUUCAUACUCAACUUACUCUUUUACAUGAGAAUAUACCGGCAGUACUGAAAAAUAAUAUUGCUGUGUAUCGUAGUAAAUCCCUGUCGAAUGCUGAAUUCGAUACGUUGAUAAAGAAGAAUUGUGAUGGACUUCUGUCAUUUUCGAAUUUUAUUACCGCGACGAUUCAUAGGGAAAAAGCGGUCGACUUUCUCCGACACCGGGUGAUGGCACAUCCGAAAAUGAUUGCUGUACUUUUUGAAAUAUACUUCGAGGCAACCGACCGUAGUGCGGGAAAUGUAUGUGCUGUACUGAAUAAUUCAAACUCAAUCAUCGAACCUGAAGAUGAAACGAUCUGUUUUACUAUGGGUACUGUCUUUCGUAUUAAAUCAAUCGUUGAAGAAACUCUCGAUCAGUCGAUGAAUAUAUGGAUCGUUCGAUUGACGUUUGUUGAUGAUAGUGAUCAGUAUUUCUGUCGAUUGACCGAACCUCUACGAAGUAACGAUGUAGAAACGAAUCCGCUUUCCUACUUGGGCAAACUACUCAUUGAAAUGGGUGCAUGCGACCGUGCUGAACGAUUCUAUCUUGAUUUAUUGAGUGAUCCGUCCGUGUACGGUCAACCGCGUCGUCUUGCACGUUUACAUAAUGGCCUUGGAGUGAUUUUUACAUUCAAGGGCGAACAUUUGAAAGCACUUGCACAUUACGAAACAUCGCUGAAAACAAGUUUAGAUUAUAUGACGCCAGAUCACCCCGAUCUGGCGCCGAUUUACAAAUUAAUGGGCGACAGUUGUUUCAAUAACCAAAAUUACGCACAAGCAUUGCAACACUAUGAGAGAAGUAUUCAAUUGGUCAACAAUCAAAGCAAACAGCAGGUGGAUCAUUCGUUUAUUGAUAAUUUGAAAAACUCCAUUGAUAAAACGAAACAACUACUUGCAUGA
Molecule: messenger RNA, 1698 nt
Organism: Adineta ricciae
Lineage: Eukaryota; Metazoa; Rotifera; Eurotatoria; Adinetida; Adinetidae
Source: the annotation of a GenBank genome assembly